Symbiodinium natans is the source of this 3252-nucleotide messenger RNA. Lineage: Eukaryota; Dinophyceae; Suessiales; Symbiodiniaceae. The record is from the annotation of a GenBank genome assembly.
AUGUUCCGGGCAAAGAUGCAGCGACUGAAAUUCACACACCAGGACGACUCGGAGAGCGUCUUUCAGCUUCAGAAAAAGAUCUUCAACGAGAAGGCGGCCUCCACGACGACGCUCCUGGUAGAACACCUGGACGCUGAGGGCCUUGCGGUUCUGGUUGCAGCCUUGCCUUCCUACCGCCAGUUGAAAGAGGUGGUCGCGAACGCCACCCCUGAACAUGCCUGGAGGCUCGCGGUGGCUGUGGUGGAGUCUGGCGCGAAGGACGUCCAGAUUGAGUGUGAGAGCCUCCGAGACGAGGAUGCCGUUGAUUUGGCGGCAGCCUUGUCGAGGGAGGACUGCACACACUUGGAGCGGCUGCACCUCAAGUGCACUACCAUUGGAGAGUUGGGUGGCGACGCUCUCCGGCAGAUGUCGGCGCAUCGCAAAGCCAUCUCGAACGCCUCUUGCGACCUCGUGCUCAGCGUGGUGGACCUAAGUCAGAACAGCGCCGGACAAGAACCUGGACAGCAAGCCGCAUGUCCGCACCCUGAUUUCCCUGGGCAGCCGUGCACGAAGAUGCGCAUCCUUGUCUCCAAGCGUAAACGUCUUGAGAAGCCAAUGCCACUGCCUGUGGCCAGUGAUGUGGACUUGCGCAACUUCAGAAGCGGCUCAAGUUUAGACAAGCGGCCAGUGAGCAUCCAUGGUCUCGGAGGUUACGUGGUUGAGGUCGAUGUCGACCCUACAGCGCCAGGCUGGGAGGUGAUAAGAGACGUAGCAGCAAAAGUUGGCCGCCCCGCAGAGUCACUCAUGCUGACCUCCGGCGGCAGAGUGCUCGAUGUGCACCAGCCCCUGCUGCAACAAGUAGGGCAUGAUGACGUCACGUACGUGGUUCGGCACUUUGGCGCGGGCCUUGCCGCAUUGAGUUUUGAGAAAGCACUUGCGCAGAAGGCUUUGGAUCCUGCGGAUGCCAGUGCCCUCGACGAGGUGGUCUUCUUGACCUUUGGCAGCAGGUUUAACCAGAGCUUGCAGAAGGUGAAGCUUCCCGGCGAUCUGCAGACGUUAACUUUUGGCGAAGAAUUUAACAAGAGCUUGGAGGGGGUCCAGCUCCCCAGCAACCUGCAGAACUUGACCUUUGGCAAGAUGUUCAACCAGAGCUUGGAUCAGGUCCAGCUCCCCAGUAGCCUACAGACGCUAGCUUUUGGCGAAGAAUUUAACAAGAGCUUGGAGAAUGUCCAGCUACCCAACAUCCUGCAGACCCUGACCUUUGGCAAGAUGUUCAACCAGAGCUUGCAGAAUGUUCAGCUCCCCAGCGGCCUGCUGACGUUGGCCUUUGGCAGCAGGUUCAACCAGAGCUUGCAGAAGGUCCAGCUGCCCAGCCGCCUGCAGACGUUGACCUUUGGUGGCGACUUGAGUGACUUCAAUCAGAGCUUGGCGGGCGUUCAACUCCCGAUUGGCCUGCAGACGUUGACCUUAGGCUAUUGGUUCAAUGAGAGCUUGGAAGCGGUCCAGCUCCCGUGUGGCCUACGGACGUUGGCCUUUGGCGAGAUUUUCGAUCGGAGCUUGGAGGGGGUCCAGUUAAUCAGUGGUCUGCAGAAUGUGACUUUUGGCAAGAUGUUCGACCAAAGCUUGGAGGGGGUGCAACUCCCCAGUGGCUUGCAGACGUUGACCUUUGGCUACGCGUUUAACCAGACCCUGGCUCGUGUCCAGCUCCCCAGCGGCCUGCAGACGUUGACUUUUGGCAGCAGGUUCAACCAAAGCUUGGAGAAGGUCCAGCUCCCUAGCAGCUUGCAGACUUUAAUUUUUGGCGAGGAAUUCAACCAGACUCUGGCGCGUGUCCAGCUCCCCGGCGAGCUGAAGACAUUGACCUUUGGCAAGAUGUUCAGCCAGAGCUUGGAGGGGGUGCAGCUCCCUGACGGCUUGCAGACGUUGACCUUUGGUGGCGACUUUACUGAAUUCAACCGAACCUUGCAGGGGGUCCGGCUCCCCGGCGGCCUCCGGACGUUCACCUUUGGCAACAGAUUUAGCCAGAGUUUGUUGCAGCGGGUCGAGCGCCGUGCCAGUCUAGCAGAAGCGGCAGAAGCAGAGGAUCCAAGUCUGCCAUCGUGGAAUGGUGGCAUGAUGACCCUUCAUGCGCCGGUCAAUUCUCUCUUGGAAGAAUCGUCAUCACUACCUUCGCAACUGUCUACAGAUGAGGAUGCAGCACUAGCACUGUCACCACUGUCACCAAGCCCGCACGCUGUGGGCGAUCCCAACAACUGUUGGGGCGCCCGGGUGCCUAACACUUUUCUUGAGGCAGAGGCAGAGAUCCACUUCCCCAGCGGCCCAGAGACAUUGACCUCUGGCAACAGGUUUAACCAUAGCUUGGAGAGGGUCCAGCGCAAUCUCUUUCUAUCAGAAACAGUGGACCCAAGUCCGGCCUCGGGGAACGGCGGCAUGAUGACAAGGUCACGAUCCCUUCCGCUGUAUGCAGAUGAGGAUUCAGCACUGUCACCAAUCCAGCACGCUUUUGGCCGGGUGCUUAACCCUUUUCGGGAGGUAGAGGUAGACGUCCACCUUGAUGUCGACCUCCCCAGUGGCCUGCAGACCUUGACCUUUGGCGAGAUGUUCAACCAGAGCUUGGAUCAGGUCCAGCUCCCCAGCAGCCUACAGACGUUAACUUUUGGCGAAGACUUCAACCAAAGCUUGGAGAAUGUCCAGCUCCCCAUCGGCCUGCAGACAUUGACCUUUGGCAAGAUGUUCAACCAGAGCUUGGAUCAGGUCCAGCUCCCCAGUAGCCUACAGACGCUAGCUUUUGGCGAAGAAUUUAACAAGAGCUUGGAGAAUGUCCAGCUACCCAACAUCCUGCAGACCCUGACCUUUGGCAAGAUGUUCAACCAGAGCUUGCAGAAUGUUCAGCUCCCCAGCGGCCUGCUGACGUUGGCCUUUGGCAGCAGGUUCAACCAGAGCUUGCAGAAGGUCCAGCUGCCCAGCCGCCUGCAGACGUUGACCUUGGGCUUCUAUUUCAACCAAAGCUUGGAGGGGCUCCAGUUCCCCAGCAACCUGCAGACAUUGACCUUGGGCUUUAACCAACGCUUAGAGGGGGUCCAGUUCCCCAGCAACCUGCAGACCUUGACCUUUGGCGAGAUGUUCAACCAGAGCUUGGAUCAGGUCCAGCUCCCCAGCAGCCUACAGACGUUAACUUUUGGCGAAGACUUCAACCAAAGCUUGGAGAAUGUCCAGCUACCCAACAGCUUGCAAAGUGUCAGGUUACCAUCGUUGGGUGUCCAGACUUCCUGA